This is a messenger RNA of Vanrija pseudolonga, 5158 nucleotides long. It is a transcript of the gene SRB8, whose product is annotated as Mediator of RNA polymerase II transcription subunit 12. The record is from RefSeq and is a predicted model, not a curated record. Gene Ontology annotation, cellular component: mediator complex. Gene Ontology annotation, biological process: regulation of transcription by RNA polymerase II. Lineage: Eukaryota; Fungi; Basidiomycota; Tremellomycetes; Trichosporonales; Trichosporonaceae. Bases 1 to 5094 code for a protein of 1697 amino acids. The transcript is spliced from 6 exons. Gene Ontology annotation, molecular function: transcription coregulator activity.
AUGCCCACGGCGCGAUACGCCCCCGGGCACGGCCGCGCCGGUGCCGCGCACCCAGCGACGGGGGGCAAGGCGCCGCACCGCCGCCGCUCGUCGGGCAUAGGCGGCGCCAACGACGGCGGGCCGCUCGCUGACCCCGUGCCGGUCGAGGAGUUUUCCCCGCCCCCAUGGCGCACGGUGUUCAACUCGCGUGCUGAUCUGGGCUACCCCGACUUUUACCCCUCGCGCCCCGGCUUCGGGCAGCCUGAAGACGAGUUGACGGAGCAGUUUGUCAAGCAGGGCUUUGCAUUCAAGCCGCCUGUCAAUGCUACGGCCGAGAGCUUCUCGAUGCACGGCCCGGUGUACCAGCAGCUCCAGGCCGGCGGGCUCGACAAGCUCAUGGAGCUCGGGCAAGAGAUCAUCACACAACGGAACGCGAGCAUGCCUGCGUUCUCCGAGCGCUCGUUCCGCAUCCCCGUCCGCGUCACGUACAACGAUACCAAGCGCCUCCAGUUCCUCACCGACCUCGCCAACCCCGCGAUCCCGCUCACGCGCCUCAUGCGCAAUCCGGUGCCGCACGGGUUCAAGGGCGUGGAUUUACUCGAUACCAUGUUCUCGCCACCACAGCCCCGCGUGACGGGCGUCGCGGCAGCCGCGAAGCCACAGGCGCCGGCCGAGCCGAUUCCGCUCGACCGCGCAUUGUGGUUCAUCCGCGUCCUCGGCGCCAACGAGAUCUCGGCACACCGAGGAAGAGCGCAGCCGACGGUCACGGCAGUCCAGGCGCCAUCGCCGGUCGCGGCGACACCCAGCUCUACGGCGACGGCAGCACCAGCAGCUGCCCCUCCGCAGAACAGCAACGACUGGUACACUUCCGAGUUCACAAACGCCUUUACGGCAUGGCUGAGAAUACAACUGGGGCACUUGGUGCUGCCAGCCAAAGGCGCCAAGUCGGUAGCGACGUCGGCGGCGAAUACACCGGCUGCACCGCCUGGUCCACCCAAGGCGCCAACAGGUGUGCUCGGGGACGACAAGAGCCGGGCGAGGUGGCUAGCAAAGUGGCAGUAUUCCAACGCACUGUUGCGAGAACUUUACCGCAAGCGCCUUAUCGCGAGCCGCUUGCUCGUGUCCUGGCUCGCGGAUUUCCUCGGUUCCACCAACCUGGCCCAGCUUGGCUUCGUGACCCAGCUUCUGCACGAGAGCCUGGCUUACGUUUCAGAGUACGCGUACAUUGGGCGCCACUGUGUACGUGCGGCAUGCGCCAAGAUAGAAGAGAUUCGCGCCUCGCCGGCAAAGGAGGCCUUGGCAAAGGUCGAGGAGCAGCUGUCGUCCAUCGUGCGCAUUCUGUACGAGGCCGACCCCGAGGUCCUGCUGUCGCCUACGACGUGGGCGAGGCACCAGGCGUUGCUUGGGACGCUGGUCGAGUCGAACACCCCGACAUUCAAGGAGCUUGCCCGCCGAAACGAGGCGCUUGUUUUCAAGCCUGUGGCGGUCGAUACUAGCACCAGCCCAAGGAGACAACAGAUGGCAGAUAUCCAGAAGCUCGACUCGAUCUGCGCCGAGACCGAUAUGGCGGCGCUGUGCAAGUCGUACUUCAACGGCUCGUGCGCACCCAACUCGGCCAAGAUUGAUAUCGAGAAGUUUGAGGAGAAGGUCUCGAUCGCCCUCAACUGGGCAAUGGGGCUGUAUCAGAUGGGUAUCCACCGCCCGUACGCCGUCUACACGCUGUUCAAGAAGUGGCUCGACUGGCACGAGGACUACCGCCCAGACGACCACUUCGACUUCUUCCCGAUCCUGUACAAGUGGCUUGACACGUCCCUGGCCGCACAGAGGGCGGACAACGUCCUUGCCAUUGGUAUCUCGUUCGGCGAGCUUACACGACAGGGCCUGUUCUCUUACGGACGGUACAUGAAGACUCUUAUCGCCUGCGGGCACAGCGCGCGCUUCAACACCAAUGCCGACAAGCCCUCUCACCAUCUGGCGCUGCUCAACGCCAUGCCCAUUUUUGUCGAGGCCAGCGACUUGCUCGAGCAGCGCAGGCUUGUCAUCAGCGGAGACGGCGAGCAGAGGGAGCGCGACCAGAUGGAGGAGGACCUCGCGCUCGACACGUACCGCCAGGAAGUCAAAGAGUAUGUGCCCGAGCUGUUCGGCCUCAAGCGGUACGGCCGUAGCGCUCUCAUCCGCGAGAGCAUCGACUAUGCGCUCCCCUCAGCGGCGGGCAUUACUCGAUUCCAGUUCGUGCACUCGCGCUUCUGGCUAUUUGCCGCUGCCAUGAGAAUAUUCCAGCGCAGUGGCUCACAGCCAGCGAUGGACGCGUCGACCUACGCCCGCGUCAUGAACAUCUUCCAGCAGUGCAGAGGAUACUCGACACUAGCUGAUUUCAUCGUUCGCGGCAUCACCGGUACCGAGGACGAGGAGAUUCUACUCGUCAUCAUCGACUCGAUUAAGGGCGACGCCCAUGUCUGGACUUCGAUUGACCGAUGGAACCAGAUCACGACAGCCCUCAUGGAGCGCUUCCGCUCUAUGCAGCGCAAAGGACGCUUCUUUGCUCCGCUCGCCACGCUAUUGUUGCAGAUUGCGAGGCAGGGUCGCCUUCCUACUGCUUCAGAGUCGGAAGUCCGUGCUGCUACUGAGAGGCAGCGGCCAGAAUCGCCCCCGACUCCCGCGUUCACUGUCGACAUGGACCAGAGCAUGGAGGGGCUGAAGCAGAUUAUCAGCAAGGGCGACUCGGCGCGGGCUAUCGCACUCGCACCAAAGCUCUUUACCCGCCACGGCAAGUUUUCUGCCUGGUCUUCGACGUGGUGGACAACGAUUAUCGCCGGCGUACAGGCUGGCGACCCAGCCUCGUCCAAUCCAGCGGCAGCGGCAGUGGCUCAUGUCGGCGAGGUUGAUGACCAUGCCGGUGAUGGCUCGCUCAGCUCAGUGCUGUCGGCUUGGCUAGAGUCGCUGACCCCGGCCACGCGUGUCGACCUCUUCGGCCGCCGCAACGUCCCGCCGGUGGUUCGUUUCCUGCUCCUGCUGGUCGUCUCGCGCCGUAUUGGCUCUCUUGCGCUAUUUGAACGACUCAUCUUCCCCGAGCUCAAGCAUGCCGCGAGCGUCGUGUCGGCUCCCCACCCUCGCCUGUCGAGCAAGAGGACACACGCGAUCGAGUGGGCUGUGACCAUGACCCAGCAGCUGCUCCUGUGUGGACCUCACAAGAGCCUUGCGCCGGCCAACCUGCGCGAGGCGUACAUUGUCCAGACAGCACGCGCGACGGUCUUCUCCAAGGCCAACGUUGAGGGGUUGAUUCAGCACCUUCCAGUCCUGGUUGUGCUCGAGCACUCCAAGUUUGUCCCGGAAAAGACCCGUGCCCUCAUCAGCAACAUUUUCCGCGGUCUAUCUGUGCUCCCCCAGUUCAAAACAGCCGCAUUCCGCAACCUCGACGUGCUCAAGGAUGCGUUCCUAUCCAACGACUGGAUCAAGAGGACGAGCGACUCGUCGCUCGAGUCAGGCAUGGUUGAGCACCUCAAACUCAUCAUGUCUGACAGUGUCGCGGGCUCCAAGAGCACGUCGUCGUCUUCGUCAUCAUCCUCGUCCAUCUCUGGCCUCGACCGAGGCGUUCGCUACAGCGCCUGGCGGUGGACACGAAUUGUGCUCGAGAUGCGUGUCGAGUUCAAGCGCCUGACGAUGCGGAUCGCAAACAACGAAGAGCCUGUCGAGGCGCGGCAGGCGCUGUCACGCCUCGUUCGGUCAUCCCUCGACCGAGAGGCGAGCACGGAUGAUGUCGACCUCUUAGUCGAGGCAUUCCGCGGGGCCGACACGGUCGUCGCACAGGAGAUUCUCUCGGUCGGCCUCGAUCGUCUCGGUGUUCUCCUGUCGCACCUCCUUAGCGCGGAGGACCAGCACACAGUCGAGAAGACGGCGCUGGCGAUCGACCUCGUUCUAAGGGUCAUUGGCUCCGCCACACGCCAAGAGCGCCUCGACCCCACCACCACCGCUGCGCGAGACCGCCUCUUCUCGCUGCUGACUGUCGCGUUCCAGUCGCUUGAGCGCCGCAUCUCCCCAGAGGAGGAGAUGCAGCUCCUGCCUGGCGCCAAGCCUGCAGACCCCGGAGAUGUGCUCAAGGUCGUGCUCCGCCUUCUCCGCUUCGUGCUUGCUGUCCCACCGGCAGAGAUGCAGCUGCCUACAGCGCCAAAGCCCGACUACGCGGCGCUGGCCGUGGCUGUCCUCCACCUCGCAGUCGCAAUCUGUGGGGCCUCUCCGGCGCACAAUGACCUGGAUUCAAUGCGUGACCUGCUCAUUUACCUAGUGGACAGCACGCCGCCAUCUUCCUCGUCAAGCGUCUACCAGGCCCUGCUGUUCGAGACGUCAACCGAGCGUGUGCAGGAGCUUGUGUCACGCUACCCCGCCUUCUCGAGUGCGCUCCCACGAGCGGCUCAGACAUUCCGGGCUAUGGCUUUGAGCGGCUCUCACGUCCUGGUGGACGAUGUCGGCAUUGCACUCGACGACCGGCCUUGGGAGAUGAUUGAGCAGAUGGUGACUGUGCCAGUGCAGCGCCACCCGGACCUGUUCCUCGCGAGCAAGGCGCUCAAGGACACUGCUUCGAUCCCAAUUGCACUAUUCCGGCCCCAACUCACGCGGGACGAGGUGCCCGAGGCAGUCGAGGACGAUUCAAGGCCAUGGGAGAACUCGGCGGCAGAGCGGAAUCUCGGCAAUGGCUUUGCGGGCGAGCCAGUUGCCGUGCGCCAGACAGCAACUAUUCUGUUUGCGCGGGACGACGGGAGUGCCGUCGCCGACGAGGAGACAUUGACCAUCGCCAUGCCUGCUGUUCCGGCCAAGAUUCGGCGUCUAAGCACGCGCAUUCCGGUAUCGGCCGCAAAGCAGAGCGGCACCGUCGUGGACCCGAUCGCCAUCGACUCGGACGACGGCAGCGACGAGGAAGAGGAGGACACUGCGAGGCCGGCGGCUAAGCGCCCGCGGACGAGCUCAAAGUCGACCGGGGGACGUCAGGUGACUGGAGGCAAGGUGCCACGAAAGACGUCUGGUGCCGUUUCGGCUGGUCAGACUGGGCGCAAGGCGACUGCAGGCAAGGGAGUGCGGAGUGUAUCUGGCAAGGAUGUCAAGGGGCGCCGCAAGAGCUAGGCGAAGACGACGACGCUUGCGUGUUGUGUCCGCGUGUGCGCAUUCGUUGCAUGGUAUAUGGAUU